Messenger RNA from Chrysemys picta bellii (western painted turtle), 7580 nucleotides. NCBI's taxonomy places the organism in Eukaryota, Metazoa, Chordata, Testudines, Emydidae. The record is from RefSeq and is a predicted model, not a curated record.
CUAGUUACUUCAAAGAAAGGGAAUUAAACUUGAGUAAUGUAUCAUCACAAUAUCAAACAGGCCUGAAAAGUAGUGAUGUCUCUUCUAAAGUACCACCUGGAAAGGGUUGAAAAAUCCACUUAUCUCAGAGACAGGAUGCAAUAGAAAACUUAGUUCACACAAAAUAACUUCUAGGAGGAUGUUCCCCCUGCCCCUCCCUCCCAAAAUAUCCCCAAGCAGCAGACAUAUUUAAGGUGAAUAGCAAAGAUACACUAGAAGAUGGGGAUUGGUAAUUAUCCAUCUUGCAUUGCCUUUCGCCUACUGCACUAAACAAAAAUGUACAGACAUUUUUUAGGAUCAGCUUAUGGAAUCCAGAUACAGGAAUGCCAGAGAAGAUAGCAUGUGGUUAUUGUCUCAAGUGGUACUUAUUAAGUAGUCCCUGGUGUUAGCAUAUAUUUGCUCCCCCUGUCUUCCAGGUCAGUGCUACUAUGUCUACUGAUGAAACCAAGUUUUACAAUACUCAGACCAGCAGUUUGAUCUGGGUUGUAUUCUGCUUUGCAAACUGUCAACAGAAUUGACAGCUCACUGAUUCCACAAUUGCUGUUGUUUUUGAAAUGGCUCAGUUUGAUUUCCAAAAGGAGGCUAAGCUGACAGUUCUGGUUGUUACAAAUCAAAACAGGAGUUUUCUAAACUUCUCAAGUUGAACACAAAAGUCAUGAGAAUAUAACACAUCAAACCAUUGUUCAUGUAGGAUCAAUUUUUUUACCUUAAUUAUAUUAAAUUGAGAAGAAUAAAAUUCUCUGCAUUUUCUGCCUGCUUUGUUUAAAUAUCGAAGGAAUAUGUAUGGAUUGUUUAGAAGAGUCAUUUGUUCUAAAACAGUAGAACUAAAAUAGUGAGAAUGUUAGUUUUAAAAACUUGUAUGUAGAGACUUAUUCCCUACAAUCAUUGCCAGAUGCCCCCCCACACUGCUCUAUGAAGAUUACAUAGUUCUGGGAGACCAGGUAUUUUGUGCCUCAGUGAGGAGAUCUAAUUCAAAGCACAGUCAUCACCAGAGAAAAGUCUGGAGCUGCUCAUGUAGACUAACUCAUACCUUUAGAUUUUCUGCACUGGACUCCCACAGGUGGAGGUGGCUCUUUUACUUCUCUGUGGAGCUCUUCCUGUUUUCCUCCUCCACUUCAAACCACUGACUUACCUUCUACUUGACUUAAAUCUUCCUUUUCAUGCGUUAUCUUAUAUCAGACACUCUUUUUACCUUGAAAUAUCUUAAACUCUGUAUAAAACUAAAAUGUUUUCCAUUCUCUGCUGCUGUCUGUCUGUCCUCCAACUGCAGGAGUAUGGUGAAAUUCACUUGGAAUCCAUAUAACAUAGCAAAACUUGGAUACCCAUUUAUAAAAAUCUGUACCAAAGUUCCCCAGUGUCUCUGGAUCUUGUUUGGGAAAUCUUGUCUUAAAGAUGUGCUGGGUGGCUCAGUUGGGAUCCUGAUCCUUGCCUGUUGGUUGGUGAUAAAAUAUUUAGUUGGCCUGUGCGUUCCUCCUUUUAUGGAGGUGUAAAGAGUGUGUGAUUUCGUGGGCCCGUGUGAGAACAGUACUAUGAUCGUAUAGUUACAGAGAUGCUUAUAUUUAGAAGGCUUUAAAAAAGGAUCCUGUCACAUUAAAAAUCAUACAAUUAAAGUAGAUUUGCUACAAACAACCUUAAUAUUAAUCUGACGGUUUUAUAAACCUAAUCUUCCUUGGUUAUGUUAUGUAUUUACUACAUGCAGUAAUCUACCAGGUUGGGCAAAAUAAAUAGAAUAAUCUCACAUUUGUUUAUGGGUAAUUUCUAGUCAAUUUCACUCUCUUGUACACUUGAACAAUGCUGCAAUAUUUCAACUGAAAAUAUUAUAAUGGAUGGAUAUAGAAACAAACAUUUCUGUUGAUAUUGGGAUUUGUAAAAGCUAAGUUUUGUAAAACCUACAGUAUAUGUAGGGCCAAAUAUCCCUUACCAACCUCCUUCCCCUCAAGAGAUAUUGUUAUUACCUUGGUGUGUGUUGUUUGAUUUCAAAAUUUAGAAUACUGACAAAUUAGCUAUUAAAUAAAACCUUUUUCCAUCAUUCGAUCUCAGUGAUGUUCAUAACGUUUUGAGGUUUUCGAUCUGAUGCAAAACUUGCAUUUGGUGAAUACAGUUUUUCUCUAAUCUGUUAUAAGAUGCUCUUUAUAUGCCCGUCAGCCUGCCUUUGAAAUAUACUUACUUCAGGUUAGGACAAUUUAUCAGUGCUUUACCCUUCAGUCCUUUUUUAAUCUAUUCUCCUUCAUCUACUACUUGACCAAAGAAGGAAGAGAACCAAGAUCAGUUAAAUGAACUGGUUGUGAGCAGCUAAAGACCCCGGGUAUUGGGAAUAUAAAGAAUGAGGGGAAAUCAUGGAAUGUACUAUUUGUAUUGUGGCUAUUGCUAGAAUCACAGUAGAAAUACAAUAUGUAGUUAAAUGAUAACGUUUAACAUCAACAUAUAGUGUUUUGUAACAUUAACCACAAUGUUUGCAACAGAUGAUUUUGAUAAUUUCGUAUUUUUACACACUCGGUUGCAAUUUUCCAUGUUUAGUCUCAACCAAAAGAUGAAUUUUAGUUUGUGGAAAACUGAAGAAAAAUCUGUUGUUGCAUAUUGUGAAGCUAGGAAACACAUUUCCUACAAAACACUUAUCACAGAGAAAUGAUGAAAGUUGACACUUUACAUGUUAGAGGACACAGUCCACUUAAAAUCUAGUCAGCUUAAAAAAGUUAACUCAAAGUAUCUUCAUGUCCACCUGCCCUGAGUCUUCCUGCCAAUUAUUGGUUGUUGUACAAUCAUUUUCUUGUUGUGGGAAAGACCCCCACAAAUAGUUUUGUAUUAAUUGAAUUAAACUGAACAAAAUAAUUUUUCAUAAAAAUAAUAAUUUACCAUCAUGAUCAGGAGAAAAUAUAGGCUAUCCAAAACUUGUGUAUAUCACAGUUUUGGAGUCUUUACACAAUUUUUGUUGCCGUCUGGAAAUUCUGAACUUUCAUUACUAAAAUGUUUUCAUCUCUUUCUGUUGAAAGUUAAAUCCAUGACAAAGUUAACUGGUUUAACAAUGCUCUGUCAACAUAACCGUCCAGAAAACAGUCUUGAACUAAACAGCAGCAGUAGCAAGGAUGUGAACUCUUCCUACCGCAUGCCAUACAUCUCUGUGAGGUGUCAACUUAAUUAGAGUUAUUAAACAUGGCACUUUUUCUUUAAAACUAAACAAAUGGAUGCCAAAACUGCUAACAUUUGGUUUGGAUUAUUUCAGUAGCAGAAAAUUGCACAUUAGAUAUAAAAUUAUGGUUAACAAUAUUUACAGAAAUAUAGUAAGCUACAAAUUUAACAAUAAAAAUAGAGAUUAAAUGUAUUGUAGCAUUGCUGAGUUAAGAACUUUAAGCAAGAUUGUAAGAGCCUUUCCUUUUUAGUACAGAAUAAUUUCCUUUUGGAUUGGACCUAGUACACUGAAAUGUGUCCACUUUGUUGCACUGAAUUUGUAUAACAUUGUAAAAAUUGAUCCUUUUAAUCAGAAAUCAUUGCAAAUAUGGGGCCUCGACGGAAAAAUGUGAAACCGUGCUGCAUGAGUAGGGAAGUCUCUGAAACUACCAAACUAGAUGAGCCAAAAGAUUAUAUGAACCAGCUCUCACAUGAAGUACUUUGCCAUAUCUUUAGGUACCUUCCCCUGCAGGAUAUCAUGUGCAUGGAAUGUCUCUCCCGGAAGCUGAAGGAAGCGGUGACUCUGUACCUGAGAGUGGUGAAGGUCGUGGACCUCUGUGCAGGCCGCUGGUGGGAAUACAUGCCCACUGGUUUCACUGAUUCCAGUUUCCUAACGUUGCUGAGGAAGAUGCCAGACAUUGAACAACUCUAUGGUCUUCACCCCAGGUACCUUGAAAGGCGCAGAGUCCGUGGCCAUGAAGCUUUCAGCAUUCCUGGAGUGCUAGAGGCCUUGCAGGCCUGCCCAAAUCUGCUGGGUGUUGAGACCUCUCAUUUGGAGCUGGUGGAAGCCAUUUGGACAUACAUGCCACAAGUUCAUAUUUUAGGGAAGUUUCGUAAUCGUAAUGGUGCUUUUCCAAUCCCGCCUGAAAACAAACUGAAAAUUCCUAUAGGAGCUAAAAUUCAGACAUUACACUUAGUAGGGGUAAAUGUCCCUGAAAUUCCUUGUAUCCCAAUGCUGAGGCAUCUUUAUUUGAAGUGGGUGAGGCUCACCAAACCACAGCCCUUUAAAGAUUUUCUUUGUAUCAGCUUACGCACUUUUGUCAUGAGGAACUGUGCAGGACCCACAAAUUCUUUGAAAUAUGUCCCUUUAGUGACGGGUUUGGCUUCUGCCCGAAACCUGGAGCAUUUAGAACUGGUUCGAGUUCCUUUUCUUGGAGGACUUAUCCAGCAUGUUGUAGAAGAUAGCUGGAGAUCAGGUGGUUUUAGGAAUUUGCACACUAUAGUUUUGGGAGCUUGCAAGAAUGCUCUUGAAGUGGAUCUUGGCUACCUCAUCAUAACUGCUGCACGAAGGUUGCAUGAAGUGCGAAUUCAACCUUCCCUGACCAAAGAUGGUGUCUUUUCUGCACUGAAGAUGGCAGAACUGGAGUUCCCACAGUUUGAAACCCUUCAUCUGGGAUAUGUUGAUGAGUUUUUGCUACAAUGCAAAAUGACUAAUGGGGACUUGGUAAAGUAUGGCUUGGCUGAUGUGGUUGAAAAUCCAGGAAUCAUCACAGACAUUGGAAUGAAGGCUGUAAAUGAAGUAUUCUCUUGCAUCAAGUAUCUGGUCGUGUACAACUGCCCACAUCUGCACAACCCAAACAAUUGGAUCACAGAUCAUUCAAGAUGGACCCGGCUAGUUGACCUCACCCUGGUGCGAUGCCAUGCAAUAAAGCUAGAUUCUUUUAGUCAGUUCAUUGAAUUACUGCCAAGCUUGGAGUUUAUCUCUCUGGACCAGAUGUUCCGGGAACCUCCUAAGGGCUGUGCUCGUGUGGGCCUGAGUGCUGGCACAGGGAUUGGUGUUUCAUCUGCCCUAGUCAGUAAUCAGAACUCCAACAAUGAUAACGACAACAACAACAACCACCAGAACAACAACAACCCCAACAUCCAUCACAACAACCAUCAACACCCAAAUGACCAGAACGAGGAGAAUGAGCUGCGGCAAGAUGGGCAGGUGGAAGAGCAGCAGAUUGCAGCUGAGGCACUGAAUGAUAUGGAGGAAGUGGCACAGGAUGAUGGAGGGGCUGCAGGGGAUGGUCAGAAUGAGGCCUCUGCUCAUAAUCCAGCAGUUAUUCCUAUGGAUGUUGACGAGGAGCAAGCAGGACCCAGCGGCCUUCAGCCUAUCGUAAAAGCUGCACCUAUUACUGUCCAUGACUCGGAUAGUGAGGAUGAAGAAGAGAACAUGGGGUCCUCAAGAGCCUGCAUUACUAACAGCAUUGCACAGAGUUACUCUGAUGGAGAAGAGAAAGUCAGAGAUCCAGUGGAAACCAGAGAGCCGUCAGCAGUGAGCGGUAAAGGCAAGACUCCAUUGCGGAAGAGGUGCAAUGCCAACCAAGUGGGCCAGGUGAAGCAAUUCCAUGCUGAGGAGAGCAGCUGUGAGAAAGGCUGUCAAGUGACCAGUGAGCAGAUUAAAGCAGAUAUGAAAGCAGCCAGCGACAUGCCUGAAAGGAAUAAAAUCAAAGAUUCUUACCCAGGUUGCACUAAUGCUGCUGGAUCGACAGGGACCUCCAACUCUUGCAGUGCUGCUUCUUCAAGCCCUGAUUGUGCAAGGACAGCUAAUAGCCACUCUGCUGGCACCAGUCCGACAAUUGCAGAUGAAUCCAGGCAGUGUGUCUGCUCCCCUUGUAAGAGCGAAGGCUCCAAUGAGAGAGACAGUGAGGAGGGUGCCAUUUGCUCCAGGUGCUCCUGCUAUAGGCAGCAGGAGCCACAAAGGAGGAUUAGUGGGUGCUCUGAUGGGGAGUGCCCAUCCACUAGUGGCGCCUGCACUCGGAAUGGACCAAAUAGCACUGGGUCAGAUUUUUCACUUAGGACGGUGCCAAACUGUGGGCCUCCAGGAGAGGCAAACACCGAAAGGACUAAUGGGAGUGUCUGUGGGAUUGCUGGUGAGGAGGAGGGCGCUGGCUUACAGCCAGGGAACUAUGAAAUGGAGUAUAAUGAAGAUUAUCCCCGCCGGCCUCUAACAAGAGCCAGAAGCAAACUGUCCCAUGUACCUCUGUUGUCUGAAUCAGAAGUGGCCAAGCCGAAGCCCCGACAAACAAUGAAGCGGAAAAGGACCGCUGACAAGUCAACAAGCACUAGUGAUCCUGUUAUUGAGGAUGACCACGUUCAGGUGCUGACUUUGAAAUCCAAAAACCUUGUUGGAAUCACAUUGACCAAUUGUGGAAUAACGGACCUGAUCCUGAAAGAUUGCCCCAAAAUGAUGUUCAUCCAUGCUACGAGAUGCCGUGUACUAAAGCAUUUAAAAGUAGAGAAUGCACCGAUUGUCAAUCGAUUUGACUAUGCCCAGUGCAAGAAAUUAAACAUGGAUCAGGUACUAGAUCAGAUACUGAGGAUGCCACCAGAGAGAAACCGGAUCAUUUACCUUCGUCCAAUGCAGCAGGUCGACACAUUGACUCUAGAGCAAAAGAUAUUUAGCGGUCCUUACCCAUACCACAUUUGCAUAAUUCAUGAGUUCAGCAAUCCUCCUAACGUCCGCAACAAGGUGCGCAUUCGCAGCUGGAUGGACACAAUAGCAAACAUUAACCAAGAGCUUAUUAAAUAUGAGUUCUUCCCUGAAGCCACACGAACUGAUGAAGACUUGAAGAAAUACACCAAGUACCCUUGGGGGCGGGAUAUUUAUACUCUAGAAGGCAUUGUGGAUGGAGCCCCUUACUCUAUGAUUACAGAUUUCCCUUGGCUGAGGUCGCUCCGAACAGCAGAGCCAAACAGCUAUGCCAGAUACGAUUUUGAGGAUGAUGAGAGAACAACUAUCUAUGCUCCCCGGAGGAAAGGACAGCUAUCUGCAGACAUCUGCAUGGAAACAAUAGGCGAGGAGAUCUCAGAACUGCGCCAGAUGAAAAAAGGUGUUUUUCAGCGGGUGGUGGCGAUCUUCAUUCAUUACUGUGAUGUCAAUGGCGAACCGGUAGAGGAUGAUUACAUUUGAUUGGAUCCCCCAGCGAAUCCCUGGCCCUUCCUAACUUCCAGUUGGCACUGCCAGCAAAGAAAGCAGAUGGAUCCAUUCCUACUGCCUUAGUACACUAAGGUGUCUUGGAAAUUGUGUACUUCGCAGUUGGCCUGACUCAGUUUGGUAUAGAAUAUGUAGUAAAUGUAUAAUGAAAUAUAAAAAUUGUAUACUAAGGUUUGUACAUAGAGGAAACAAAAAUAUUCCUAAAGCUGAGACUUUAUUUCAUAUGUUUAUACAAUUUAAUUUAAAUUCCAUUUUAAUGAAGGCGAACCAUUGGGACAGGGUGAAAAAGUUUGAAUUUCUUAGCCCAUACAAUUCAUAGCAGUAAAUUUUUUUUGUUUGUUACAAACAUAACCCCAUUUGCUGUGUUCAAAAGAGUCAUUGGAGUCUCUCUUAAUCUGUGCCUUUUUCUUCUUGAGCAUCUAAGAGUCCAGUCCGAGUAAAUCUGUUGAACACA